Molecule: messenger RNA, 1939 nt
Organism: Lampris incognitus (smalleye Pacific opah)
Lineage: Eukaryota; Metazoa; Chordata; Actinopteri; Lampriformes; Lampridae
Gene: cstf2
Product: cleavage stimulation factor, 3' pre-RNA, subunit 2
Exons: 14
Coding region: 14-1579 (521 amino acids)
Biological process (GO): mRNA 3'-end processing
Cellular component (GO): mRNA cleavage and polyadenylation specificity factor complex
Molecular function (GO): mRNA binding
Source: RefSeq, a predicted model, not a curated record
UUCCGUCUCCGAAAUGGCGAAUUUAGCCGCGGCGGUUGCUGCUGCCGCGAGUAGAGAUCCAGCGGUUGACCGUUCUUUACGUUCUGUCUUUGUGGGAAACAUCCCGUAUGAAGCGACAGAGGAGCAGUUGAAAGACAUCUUCUCCGAAGUGGGCCUCGUUGUCAGUUUCAGAUUGGUAUACGACAGGGAAACGGGAAAGCCAAAGGGAUAUGGCUUCUGUGAAUAUCAAGACCAGGAGACGGCGCUUAGUGCUAUGCGGAACCUGAAUGGUAGAGAGUUCAGUGGUAGGGCUCUCCGGGUGGACAAUGCAGCUAGUGAGAAGAACAAGGAGGAGCUAAAAAGCCUGGGAACGGGAGCCCCCAUUAUUGAGUCUCCUUAUGGAGAAAAUGUCCAACCAGAUGAGGCGCCAGAGUCUAUUAGCAGGGCUGUUGCCAGCCUGCCCCCAGAGCAGAUGUUUGAGCUCAUGAAACAGAUGAAGCUGUGUGUGCAAAACAGUCCCCAGGAGGCAAGGAACAUGCUGUUGCAGAACCCACAAUUGGCCUAUGCUCUGCUUCAGGCCCAAGUGGUGAUGAGGAUUGUUGACCCUGAGAUUGCCCUGAAAAUGCUCCAUCGUCAGACAGCGACCCAGCCUCUGAUUACCAGCAACCAGGGUGGAGGGGCGCCAGCAGGCAAUCCACCUCCUGCCCAGCCUAGUGUUCCCAUCUCCCAGCCACAGCCUCUGCCUGGAAUGCAUGUCAAUGGAGCCCCACAGAUGAUGCAGCCCCCUAACAUGGGUGGUGUCCCUGGCCCUGUACCCGGACAAGGACCUGUUGGCCCUCCAGGAAACCCUCAGCAUUCUCCAACAGGAUCAUCUGGGCAGGCUGCUAUCGAGCGGCCUCAAGGGCCAGGAGGUAUCCCUCCCAGGGGCUUACUGGGAGAUGGUCCCAAUGAUCCCCGAGGAGGAACCCUACUGUCUGUCACUGGAGAAGUUAUUGAGCCCAAUCGCGCCUACAUGGGGGCUCCACCACCCCACCAAGCCCCGCCCAUGCACAUGGGCCAAAUGGGAGGUGGACCCCCACCAGACAUGAGAGGACCUCCUCAUGACAUGAGAGGCCUACCCAUGGUUGAGACCCGAAACAUGAUUGGAGACCCCAGAGGGCCCCCAAUGAUGGAACCACGAGGGCCCCCGAUGGAGUCACGAGGGCCCCCGAUGGAGCCACGAGGACCCCCGAUGGAGCCACGAGGACCUCCAAUGGAAAGCAGAGUAGGCCGCGACCCCAGAGCUAUGGAUGCUCGUGGGCCCGUGUCUGGGCAGAGGGUGCCCAUGGCAGGAGGAAUGCAAGGUCCAGUUCCCCACAAUAUGGGUCCUAAUGCACCUCCACCUGCAAGAGCGGGUCCUGCUCAUGCUGGUGUUCCACAGUCUGGAGGAGGCUUCAGCCCAGGACAGAGCCAGGUUUCCUCGCAGGACCAAGAGAAGGCUGCUCUGAUCAUGCAAGUACUGCAGCUCACCCCAGAACAGAUUGCCAUGUUGCCCCCGGAACAGAGACAGAGUAUCCUCAUCCUCAAGGAGCAGAUUCAGAAGACGGCAGGGGCGCCUUGAAGAGCCCGCUGCCUAUAAAACUAAACGCUCUGGGAAACUGGUUUGCCCACACCCCUGCUCCCGUUACCUCCAUUUUCAACCAGUCCGAAGACAUCCCCUCGUAAUAGAACAUUUUGUAUACUGUGUUUUGGGUCAUAUCUGCUUUUUAUAUGAGCUAAUUAAGUUGAAGCUUGCUAAUGAAAUGCAAGUGAAUCUUCAGAGAGUGACAUUUUGUGAGACUCGAACAGAAAAGCCAAGAGCUCGAUGUCGUGUCAUAGGGUUUCAUUCUCUUAAAAGUUCAGUGCUUUUAUUUUGUGCCACUGGAAGCAGUUGGCUUUCUGGAUGUUUUGUUUUUUAAUUAAAAACUGAGACAUGGACCAU